UAUAGUAAUGCCAUCUUGAUAAUGGUACCUGUUGAAAGAUGACUUUCGACAGUUAGUUCUGUAUUUUAGAGGUUGUGGGUAGUAUUUGUGCGUAAACUAGCUGAGGUGUCAGUACAUGUUCGCUUAGGAUGGCAAAGUAUUUUAAAGCGUUGCAUCCACGUUUAUUAAGAGGAAGUUUCAGGAUACAGCAAAGAUGUAUGUCUAAAUACUACCCUAUUGACGAAAAUGUUUACGGCCUUAAUGCAGAACAGAGAGAGCUUCGCCAGACUGUCUUUAAUUUUGUCCAGAAGGAACUUGCACCGAAGGCUGCAGAAAUUGACAAGAAAAAUGAAUUUUCUGAAAUGAGGGAAUUUUGGAAGAAGCUUGGUGACCUUGGAAUGCUGGGUAUGACAGUCCCUACAGAAUUUGGAGGAUCUGACCUGGGAUACUUAAAUCAUGUUGUAGUUAUGGAAGAAAUAUCACGUGGGAGUGCAGCAGUUGCUCUUAGUUAUGGGGCACAUUCGAAUCUUUGUGUUAACCAAAUCAACAAAAAUGGUACACAAGAACAGAAAGCAAAAUAUCUUCCUAAGCUGUGUUCAGGGGAGCACAUAGGUGCCCUAGCAAUGUCUGAACCUGGCUCAGGGUCUGAUGUGGUGUCUAUGAAGCUUCAGGCUGUGAAGAAGGGAGACUAUUACGUUUUAAAUGGCAAUAAAUUCUGGAUUACAAAUGGACCAGAAGCAGAUGUGCUAGUGGUAUAUGCCCGUACUGAUCCAAAUGCGGCAAAGCCACAACAUGGCAUAUCAGCAUUUAUUGUGGAGCGAGGUAUGGAGGGUUUCCGUACAGCACAGAAGCUGGACAAACUUGGCAUGCGUGGUUCUCCAACAGGGGAAUUGAUUUUUGAGGACUGCAAGGUUCCUGCUAGCUCAAUGCUAGGAAAACUGAAUGGUGGCAUCUAUGUCUUGUUUAGUGGACUGGAUCUUGAGCGACUUGUUCUUGCGGCUGGUCCUGUUGGAAUAAUGCAAGCUUGUUGUGACAUUGCAUUUGAGUACUUGCAUGAGAGAAAGCAGUUUGGGCAGAGAAUUGGAGAAUUCCAGCUUAUGCAGGCCAAGAUUGCAGACAUGUAUACUUCCCUCAGUGCCUGUCGCAGUUACGUGUACAAUGUGGCUCGCGCUUGCGAUAGUGGCAGUGUCAACAGAAAAGAUUGUGCUGGUGUAAUUCUCUACUGCAGUGAAGCUGCUACACGUGUUGCACUUGAUGCAAUUCAGUGUCUUGGUGGAAAUGGAUAUAUAAAUGACUAUCCAACUGGCCGUCUUCUGAGGGAUGCAAAGCUGUAUGAGAUAGGAGCGGGCACUACUGAAAUCAGAAAACUUGUGAUUGGCAGAGCUAUCAAUGCUGAAUACAAAUAACAGACAAGCCGUAUAACCAUAUCGAAUUGUGCUUUUUAUCUGUGGUGGUUUUUCAAUUAAGAAUUUGUACAAAUUUAUUUUAUAUGCCGUGUAUAUUUUUAUCAUUUACUGUAUCUUGACAAUAAGUUGUGAUAUAUGGAACCAUAAAAAUCUUCUCUUUA
Molecule: messenger RNA, 1546 nt
Organism: Schistocerca serialis cubense
Lineage: Eukaryota; Metazoa; Arthropoda; Insecta; Orthoptera; Acrididae
Product: isovaleryl-CoA dehydrogenase, mitochondrial
Exons: 8
Coding region: 129-1385 (418 amino acids)
Biological process (GO): L-leucine catabolic process
Cellular component (GO): mitochondrion
Molecular function (GO): 3-methylbutanoyl-CoA dehydrogenase activity; flavin adenine dinucleotide binding
Source: RefSeq, a predicted model, not a curated record